Morchella sextelata is the source of this 393-nucleotide messenger RNA. RefSeq lists its product as uncharacterized. Bases 1 to 393 code for a protein of 130 amino acids. Lineage: Eukaryota; Fungi; Ascomycota; Pezizomycetes; Pezizales; Morchellaceae. The transcript is spliced from 7 exons. The record is from RefSeq and is a predicted model, not a curated record.
AUGCCACUUCGCACUCUACCUUUGGUUGAGGACGCUCAGAUGAGUACCUAUACGACUACGAAAAUUGUAGUUGGAAGCUGUAAGAGGACCACGGAGGAUCUGCUUUUCCAGUACCGGUUAUGGCGAGCCCCGGAUCCGCAGUCGAUCACUGGUGGAGCAACGGCUUCGGGAUGUGAAAUUUCGGCGAGCUCGGAGAAAAUAGUUGGACUGUUAGAGAGGCUUAACCGCACGGCAUCCAUUAUCGAAGUCGGAGAAACCCUUCCCUUUGAGUGGUCUAUGGUCACGAGAUUGAUUACUGCAGAGACACGAAUGACGGAAUACGAAAAAUGUGAAAACAUGGAUUAUCCCUCAUAUUUCGGGCCCAUUAAAGUGAAAAACGCAGAACUCUCCUAG